GGGAAAUGGACAUUACAACGAGUCCAAACCAUCUCAUAAUAGUAUGCUGCCACGCCAUCUACACAGGCGGACCAGGUGGCAGUGCCGAAGAAUCGAAUUGGUUGAUCGAGCCGUUCCAGCGAGGCGAAACGGGGACGUAUAUUGCGCAUAUUGAGGCCGGAGUUCGCGAGUUGAGUAGAGACAAGGACGCGAUAUUGGUGUUCAGUGGAGGAGCGACGAAACGAGAUAGGACGCAACGGAGCGAGGGAGAGGGAUAUUUGGCCGUCGCUAUCGAACGCAACCUCUUCAGCUUUGACACCACUCCUCCUUCUCUCCAGCAAAGAAUAUUCAUCGACCGCUACGCCACAGAUUCAUACCAGAAUAUCCUCCUCAGCCUGGUACAGUGGCCGUUGUUCGUACGGCAAGUCCUCUGCAAUGAUUUACCUUCCAAGCAGUCGACCGGCAGUGAGAUGCCGUGGCCUACAAAACUGACGAUCGUGUCACAUGAAUUCAAGCGCGCACGCUUCCUGGAGCUGCAUUUACCUGCGAUCGCGUGGAACCGUGAGACGGUGUUUGUGGGGAUUGAUCCGCCUUUUGACAGAGUAAGGAUGGCGGAGAUCGAGGAAGGGGAUAGGCUGAGAGGAUAUGGGGCGUGGAAGGGGGAUCCGUAUGGCAUUGGCGGGGUGCCAAGGGGGAAGAGGGUGAAGAGGGGAUGGGAUGGGAACGUCUUUCGCCGGGAAGUUCUAGACAGCUUGGGCGGCAUGAGCGUGAAGGAGGAGCUGGAAAGAGUGGUCUUUUGGGAUGGAGGAGGAGGAGAGGGACGGCUACUAGAGGGCGUCAGUGUGCCGUGGGCAUGAGGGAAAGGCAGUGCUGGAGGGCCAGAACGAGUACUACAAACGUGACAGCGUGAAAGCUACGCAUGGGCAGGGAGCACUCCGGGAAGGUAGCGUCUUCGUCUCUCUGCAGGAUGGCACCAGUCCGCUUUCUCGAUAAGAUAGUCUCAGCAGCUGCCGGACAGUGCAAAGCCCUUGCCAUGCUUCCGCUGCGUUGGCGACGAAUUCUCAUCUGUAGGUUGAUUGUGUCGUAAUGGGGAAGAUUGGCGCCGCAGCAGAGUUGGCACAAAAUCG
Exophiala xenobiotica is the source of this 1106-nucleotide messenger RNA. RefSeq lists its product as uncharacterized. The coding region runs from base 6 to 836 and encodes 276 amino acids. The record is from RefSeq and is a predicted model, not a curated record. NCBI's taxonomy places the organism in Eukaryota, Fungi, Ascomycota, Eurotiomycetes, Chaetothyriales, Herpotrichiellaceae. Gene Ontology annotation, cellular component: cytoplasm. The transcript has 2 exons.